This is a messenger RNA of Cucumis melo (muskmelon), 2244 nucleotides long. RefSeq lists its product as uncharacterized. The record is from RefSeq and is a predicted model, not a curated record. NCBI's taxonomy places the organism in Eukaryota, Viridiplantae, Streptophyta, Magnoliopsida, Cucurbitales, Cucurbitaceae. The coding region runs from base 381 to 1724 and encodes 447 amino acids. Gene Ontology annotation, molecular function: ubiquitin-like protein conjugating enzyme binding; ubiquitin protein ligase activity. Gene Ontology annotation, cellular component: endoplasmic reticulum. The transcript has 2 exons. Gene Ontology annotation, biological process: ubiquitin-dependent protein catabolic process.
CUAAUUUUGAUCUUUCAGACCAAAAAAAUAAAAAAUAAAAAAUAAAAAAUAAAAGUUUCAAAGGCCGUAAUCCUCAUAAUUGAUAAAGGGUCAAUCCCCACUAUCCUCCUUUCUCCGCCACCGCGUCCUUUCCGAUUCCGGCCACCGCCUCUGCCUUCUUUACUUCAUCCCUUUCUUCUUCCUCCGUUCGUGUGGAAGUACAGUCUCCAUAAUCCACCUGCUUACUUCUGUUCUGCUGCCGUCUCCCGAUGGGUGAAGUGCGACUUUAGAUUGCCCUAAUCUUCGCCUGAUUGCAGGAGGAGUGAUGCUUCGAUGGAUCUUUUGAAUUUGAGAUUUGUUUUUGGUUGUGAGGUUAAAAUGAUAGGGAAGAUUCGGUGUAGAUGCUAAUGGGAAAUAACUCAAGAGAAGAUAUAAUGGACCUGGAUUUGAAUCAAGAGCCUUUGGACCAAUCAUAUGAUUCAGUGUUAGGGUUAGACACUAUACUGAGUGACCUUGAAACUGCUCAUGGACGCAUUGAAGAACGCAUUCGGCAACUUGAAGCUGUUACGACAAGGGCUACACGGCGACAGAGAUGGCGACAUGCUCCGACUGUUACUGAACCUGCUGAAACUCCAGCAGCUUAUGCUCUCCUUGAAAGACAAGAGACUGUUAAUGAUAGUGCUUCUGCUCAAGAAAGAAUACUUCAUUCGGAGAAAACUAGUAAAAAGAAUGGGCCUCAUUUGGUUGCCAAAGCAUUGGGGAUGGAUCUAGAGCCAAAGGCCACUGGAAACAAGAUGGGAAGUUUUUUCGAUUGUAAUAUAUGUUUGGAUGUCGCCAAGGAUCCAAUAUUGACCUGUUGUGGUCACUUAUUUUGUUGGUCUUGCUUUUAUCAGUUAUCUUAUGUUCAUUCAAAUGCUAAGGAAUGCCCUGAAUGUCAAGGUGAAGUAACAGACACAAGCAUCAUUCCAAUCUAUGGCCAUGGGAAUGGCAAUCGUGCCCAAAAGUCAAAGCCUAAUGAUUCUGGUUUGAAAGUUCCUCCCAGGCCACGUGCACAAAGGAUUGAGAGUAUGAGGCAGCAAAUUUUGUUCCGAGGGGCAUCAUCUUCUCUCAUUGAAGAAAGGAUUCAGCAGAUUAGUAACAUGAUUGGGGCAAUGGGGGAGCAAUCUCGGUCACAGAAUUUUGAUGUUACACAAGGAAGGAUUGAGAGGACUAAUUUGUUGGGCCGGAGGCGUCGUGCCACCCAAGUAUUGCCUGUUCCUGAGAAUGAGAACAAUCAGCAAAGUCGAUCCCUUCAAGUUUCUAGAUUGCUGCUGCAAGGUGCUGCCUCAUUUUCAUCUCUCUCAUCUGCUUUGAAUUCGGCAAUGGACUCUGCUGAAAGAUUAGUUGAGGACCUUGAGACAUACAUCCACAAUCAUAGUGCAAGUAGAAGCCGCCCACACUCUGUUCCUAACAAUCCUAACAAUGGAGAUUCCUUGUCCGGUAUCGUUCCAACUGUACAGUCGGAUGGUAUAGCCCCAGAUCCUGUUGGUGGAAUCACCUUUCUGGUUCCCCAGUUUGAGUCAUCUUCUAGAAGUAUGGAUAUUGCUACAAAUAUUGAACGUCUAGAAAGCCAGACCAGUAAUGCUACUGAGUUUGACCGAAUAAUACUCCCAUCUCCAUCAACUAGAAGGAGGAGUGAGUUACCACGACGGUCAGAUAUGGAUAAUGUACUUUUACAGGAGCGAAGGAGGAGGAGACUGGGAUAAUUGUAUUGAUAAUGAAGUUCUCAUUGUAUGAGAUAUUUAUUUACUUCAUCACUUUUCUCUUUUUAAGUUAUUGAAUGUUCUUCAACAUUGGGGUGAUUCUUGCUGGUGUGAAAUCCCAUAUAAAUAACAGCUCUAAGAAGUUUGAUGGUCGAUUUUCUGAUAAGGCAUCGGAAGAUUAAGAAGAGCGAUCUCGUUAGCUUUCCAGCUGCAACACACUUAUAACGUCGCGAGCUGGUUGCUGCAAAAGCUCGUGCUGAAUUUGUUCCUUCAUGGAAGAUGCAUAUUUGAUAUUGGUAAUGCUUCGUCGUCAAAUAGCUGUUGAUGUAAUGGUAAGCUCCUGUAAUGUAUACACGCCAUGUGCAAGUCCCUCUCCCUUCCCCUCCCCCCAAUGAAUCUGGCAUCCAAAAUUUCCCAUGGUCUAGAUAGAUAGAUUGUACUGGUGUUGGAAAUUACUGAAAUCAAUAUGUAGCUUUUCUUCUGAAAUUCUUUCAUUGAAGAGGAGUUGUGUUUUGAGGAAAAA